AUGCCUACGCUACAGUCUGAAGAAAGCCUCUCGGAGCUUGGCAGGAAAAUAGCAGAGCUUGCCGAAACCUUCGAUAACCGCUACGCAAAGGAAUCUCUUGCAGGAACGGGGUCGUCAAGCGAAACUGACAAUCAUCGCAUGAAGGCGCGAGAGACACUGGUCCUAUUACUGCACAACAUGAUCGACAAGGUCCAAGGUCCUACUCGCACUUUGAUCGAAAUGAUAAACACGGCUCGAGUCAGACUCUCGGUGAUGCGCGCUCUCAUAAACUUCAACCUUACCGAGAAUAUACCUGACGGUGGUUCCGUAUCCUUCAAUAAGCUCGCCUCUAUCGUGGGAGCUAAUCGACUGAUGCUAGAGCGUGUAAUUCGCUUCGCUUUCAGUCAAAGAAUUUUCCGGGAGAAGAUUCCAGGCUCGGGAGAGGUGUCACACACAGAACUCUCGAAAGCGAUACCAGCUUUGACUCCAUGGUUCAAGCUCGUGCUGUCUCCGAUGACUAUCCUACCGGACUUAUCCCUGACAGAGGCACUGGAUCAGAAGAACAGAGCGGAGACGGCCGCGCAAUUGGCGUUGAAGAAGGGCUUUUGGACAUCUCUUAAGUUGAAUUCCAAAUUCGACGAAUUUCAAGACGGAUUGAGAUCUCUGUCAAUCGCUCAAAAGUGUUGCUUGGAGAACCCUGUUGGCGAUAUAUUUCGCUGGGAGGAACAAGGAAAAGCUCUGAUCAUUGACCUCGGAGGAGGAGACGGCUUUUCAUCUAUCGAAGCUGCCAAGAAAAAUCCUGAUCUUCACUUCAUUGUGCAAGAUCUUGAGGAGAAUCGAAUCCAAGCAGAGCAGAACAUUCCCCAAGAACUGAAAAAUAGGGUCCUUUUCCAGGCCCACGACUUCUUCACCCCACAGCGGCAAAUUGUUCAACACCCUGUGACCAUUUUCAUGAAAUGGAUACUUCACAACUGGUCAAAUGACAAUUGUGUUAAAAUCCUCAGGCAAUUAUUGCCGCUGUUAACCCAAGAAGGAAGCCGACUUCUUGUGCAGGAGUACCUUUUGUCGGAUUGUGGACAUAUUCGAGCUAUGGAUGUGACGAUGCUUACAUUGUUGAACUCAGGAGAAAGAACGCUCUUCGAUUUUGAAGCCUUAUUCCAGCAGGUGGAUAGAAGGAUGAGAAUUGUCAAGGUCUGGAACAGCGAAGAAUGGUGUAUGAAGAUAUUGGAAGUUGUAGUCGACGCUUGA
Molecule: messenger RNA, 1227 nt
Organism: Cladophialophora immunda
Lineage: Eukaryota; Fungi; Ascomycota; Eurotiomycetes; Chaetothyriales; Herpotrichiellaceae
Exons: 1
Coding region: 1-1227 (408 amino acids)
Molecular function (GO): O-methyltransferase activity
Source: RefSeq, a predicted model, not a curated record